AUGGGUGCCAUAAAUUCAAAAACGAGAUAUAAAAAUAAAAAAUUAUUUGUUCAUAAAAAUUGUGUAUCGGAAAGAAGAAGUUCUUCGGAAAGUUUUGAACAAUGUAACGAGCUAAAAACUUUUGGAAAUCGAAAAUAUUUAAAUGGAGACAAUGUUCGAUACAUUUUUCCAAUUGACCAUGAUGAAUUAAAAAGGUUAGAAUUAACGCAUACCUGGAAUAAAGCCCUAUGGAACGAACAAUCAUUUGCUUUACCUGCAUGUGAAGUUUUUAACCGAAAUGCUAAAAUUUUGGAUAUUGGUCUGGACAUGGCGCAAAAACAUCCGAAUUGUCAUUUCACGGGCUUAGAUGUUUAUUUUCCGCCUGACAUUGACAUAAAAGGGGAAAAUGUUAAAUUUACAUUAGGAAAUAUCUUAAAUGGACUUCCUUACGAGGACAAUUCAUUUGAUUUAGUUUUUAUGAGAAGCAUGAAAGGUUGUUUCACUAACAAGGAUUACAACUCAUGCUUACAAGAAAUGAUACGUGUAUCUUGCAGAUGGAUAUUAAUAAUUGACUCUGAUAUCGUAUUAAUUGAUGGAGGUCCUUUAGCGACCCAAUUGAGAGAUCAAGUUCUUGAUGAACUACUGACAAAAUUUGACAUAAGUAUGAUGCCAAGCUCAAUUAUUCGAAAAUGUUUAGAAAGUAGUGAUAAGUUAUCCGAUAUCUCUUUUGACGAUGAACAAUGUCCAAUUGGAAAGUGGGGAGGUGAAAUAGGAAUGAUUUAUUGGCAAAUUCUGAAAUGGUCUACAAAGAAUAUAUAUCAUUCAGUUUCAUCAUUAGGAUAUUCUGAAGAGGAAUAUAAUUUAAUGAUCGAUGAAGCAUUUGAUGAAUUAAAUCAAUACCACGCAUAUAAUAUGGG
Messenger RNA from Funneliformis caledonium, 896 nucleotides. The record is from the annotation of a GenBank genome assembly. Lineage: Eukaryota; Fungi; Glomeromycota; Glomeromycetes; Glomerales; Glomeraceae.